Molecule: messenger RNA, 1745 nt
Organism: Ooceraea biroi (clonal raider ant)
Lineage: Eukaryota; Metazoa; Arthropoda; Insecta; Hymenoptera; Formicidae
Gene: Aldh7A1
Product: aldehyde dehydrogenase 7 family member A1
Molecular function (GO): aldehyde dehydrogenase (NAD+) activity
Source: RefSeq, a predicted model, not a curated record
UAAUUUUGUUAUCUCCUUUCCCCUCUUUCUGUCUUGAUAAACAUGCCAUUCCUGAUAACCCAAGCUAUUUGUAUCGUGCUCAGCAAAUCAAAGUUAAGUCACUGACAGGCAACUGACGAUGUCACAGCUAUUGUUGAGAAAGAGCGGUUUUGUUUCCCAAUUUCAGAUGGCGAGAUACUUAGUGACCGAACCAAAAUAUGGAUUUUUGAAGCAAUUGGGUAUUACCGUCGAGAAUCCUGGGCUCUAUGACGGAAAGUGGGGUGGAUCUGGCAAGUUAAUAGAAUCGAUAUCACCGGCAACCGGCAAAGUAAUAGCAAAAAUUCGCGAAUCCACGCCGCAAGAAGCUAGCAAUGCUAUAACGGAGGCACGUAAAGCAUGGCCACAAUGGGCAUCCAUGCCGGCGCCGGCGAGAGGAGAUAUCGUACGGCAAAUAGGUGACGAGCUCAGAAAAAACCUGAAGCCAUUGGGAAGCCUAGUAUCUCUGGAAAUGGGAAAGAUAUUACCCGAGGGUAUAGGCGAGGUCCAGGAAUUCAUCGACAUAUGCGACUACGCAGUCGGAUUGUCGCGAAUGUUACCUGGCAGCGUGUUCCCAUCAGAGAGGAAGGACCACGCGCUCCUGGAGAAGUGGAACCCUCUGGGUGUAAUCGGCGUAAUAUCCGCGUUUAACUUUCCCAUAGCGGUGUACGGCUGGAACACCGCUAUCGCCAUGAUCUGCGGUAACGCCAUUGUCUGGAAAGAAGCGUCGAGCACACCCUUGGUGGCUAUUGCAACCACCAGGAUCAUCGCGGACGUCCUGGAGCGCAACGGUGUCCCGGGUUCCAUCGCAUCUCUGAUUACGGGUGGAUCGGAAAUCGGAGAGACUUUGGUGAACGAUAAGCGGGUGCCUCUUGUUUCGUUUACCGGAAGCACAAACGUAGGAAGGCAAGUUGCUCUCAAAGUUCAACAGAGAUUCGGGAGGUCCUUGCUGGAACUCGGUGGUAACAACGCAUUAAUUGUUGCGGAAGAUGCCGAUUUAGAAAUGGCAGUAAGAGCAGCAGUUUUCUCAUGCGUUGGAACGGCUGGACAAAGGUGCACCACAACCAGGAGAUUAAUAUUGCAUAAAAAGAUAAGGAACGAAUUUUUAGGAAAAUUAAAGACGGCGUAUAAAAGUAUACUGGAACGAAUGGGAGACCCAUUGGACGACGGUGUGUUAUACGGACCAAUGCACAAUCAACAAGCAGUUGAUGAAUACAAGGCAGCGAUACAGAAAGCUGUAGGAGCUGGUGGCACAAUAGAAUUCGGUGGGAAGCAGGUAGAACGACCCGGUUUCUACGUCGAACCGACGAUCAUUUCGGGUCUGCCGGCUGAAGCAGAAAUAGUGCAGCAGGAGACCUUCGCUCCGAUCGUUUAUAUCUUAGAAACGAGCUCUUUGGAGGAAGCCAUCAAUCUUAACAACAACGUGGAACAAGGAUUGAGCAGUAGUCUCUUUACUAAAAGUAUCGGAAAUGUAUUUCAGUGGAUCGGCCCCCGCGGAUCAGAUUGUGGAAUAAUCAACGUCAACAUCGGUACCAGCGGCGCCGAGAUAGGUGGUGCGUUCGGUGGCGAGAAGGCUACGGGCGGGGGCCGGGAGAGCGGAAGCGACGCGUGGAAACAUUACAUGCGGCGUUCGACGAUCACGAUCAAUCAUGGAAACGAGCUACCUCUGGCCCAAGGCAUCAAGUUCGAGUAGAAUUGAACGGGCGCAUCAAUUCAACUCGAAUCGUAUA